AUGAGCAGAGUAAGUCUACCAAAUAGAGUAGGAACGCCUUCGCAUCGUCAAAGUUUCAUCCCUUCCACUACUUUCAAUAACAAUGUCGCUACCUCUGCAUCUACCUCUGCCGCUGCCUCAUCACGUCAAUUACGACGGAAAACAUUCCCAUUACUAGACACACGAGAGAUCACAGCUUGCCUACAAGAAUAUGAAUUUGACGUGACAUUAGAACAAAUAAAUCGGCCAACAAGCUCAUUCAUAACUGGAUUGUGCAAGACAUUUGUUGAAAUUUUUAUGGCUAUUGAUGAUUUGGACUCUGUUGCCAAACAAAUUAUAUCUCGAAAUCUAAAACAACAACAACAACAACAACAAGAUGAAGAAGAAGGUGGAGCAGAGCAGCAGCAACGACAAAAUUAUAAGAACCAAAGUGAAAUCAACGGUAAUGGUGUUGCAUAUGAGCUCAAUGGAAACGGAAUUAGCGAGCCCGAAGUUGAACUAACCCCGCUGUCUCGAUUCAUUAUUCUUUUCAAGUUCUCCAAGAGAUUCUUUCACAAUAUUAACGUGUCCGAUUUUACCAUCUCGGACCUUUCUAAGCCUGAUCCUUUCCGAAUAAGAAGAUUGUUGAGUGCAGUGGUGAACUAUAUAAGAUUUAGAGAGACAAACUCGCAAAUCUUUGAUUCGAUGGCGGCUGAAGCCGAACAGAAAACACAAGCUGUGAAACAACAACAAGCUGAUAUACAAAUCCUUCAUGACCAAAUCAAAGAUCUUGAUUUGAAAAUCAAGUUUGAAAAUGAUGGCAAGAGCAACGUUCCACGAACUGAUAUCCAACAUGCCCACAACUACAACAAAAAACUAGAAACAAAACUCAGACAUCUCAAGGCUGAGCAAGAGAAAUUAACGAGACAACAUGAUGAAUACAAGACUGAAAAAAGUAGUAUGGCUAAUAAGUUACAUGAUUUAUCAUUUCUAUGUGAUGAAGUUCAAGGAGAGAUUGAAAAUUUGAAAGCUUACCAAAAUACCGAUAUUGAAGUGCUUCAGAAAAUUACCAAUGAUUUAAAGGAAGAAGCAGAGACAAGAAAUGCAGAGUGUAAGAGAUUUGAACAACAGUAUCAGAACUUGGGCAAGACGAUCGACUCUAUUCAAGUGAAUAAGGUCAAAAUGAGAGAAAUAUUGAAACUUAGUGAGGAAUUGAAACGAACUUUGCAACAGCAGGAGUCGGAGCUGGUCCAACUUUCCAAGAAGAGGGACCAAUUGCUACAACUUCAAGCCGAGUCCGAGGACCUUGCUAAUCAGAUCUUGAUAUGUCAAAAGCAAUUGGAAAAGACUUCAAAGAAAUACACAGAUUUAACAACACAGCAAGAAAAGAAACAGGUUGCGCUACAAGCAAAACUAGAUGAGGCAAAAGAAAAACUCAAAGAGAUGUUUGCUUCACAAUCCGAACAACGUGACUCCCACCAGAUGAAGAUUGAUGAAAUUAGCCAGAUUUCAAAGGAGACUGAUUUAAUGAAUGAAGCAUUUGAGAAAGAAAUGAAAGCAAGUGAAGUGAAAUUGAAUCAAUUAAACUCGGCAUUGAAAUAUUACAUGAAUGAGUUAAAUGAAAAAUUAACUAUUUGA
Messenger RNA from Lodderomyces elongisporus, 1596 nucleotides. It is a transcript of the gene NUF2, whose product is annotated as kinetochore-associated Ndc80 complex subunit. Gene Ontology annotation, cellular component: kinetochore; Ndc80 complex. NCBI's taxonomy places the organism in Eukaryota, Fungi, Ascomycota, Pichiomycetes, Serinales, Debaryomycetaceae. Gene Ontology annotation, molecular function: protein-containing complex binding. The record is from RefSeq and is a predicted model, not a curated record. The coding region runs from base 1 to 1596 and encodes 531 amino acids. Gene Ontology annotation, biological process: attachment of mitotic spindle microtubules to kinetochore; meiotic chromosome segregation; kinetochore organization. The transcript has a single exon.